This is a messenger RNA of Drosophila miranda, 5273 nucleotides long. Its product is annotated as homeobox protein prospero. The record is from RefSeq and is a predicted model, not a curated record. The transcript has 13 exons. Lineage: Eukaryota; Metazoa; Arthropoda; Insecta; Diptera; Drosophilidae. The coding region runs from base 456 to 5132 and encodes 1558 amino acids.
AGCCCGCCGUCAGUUGCUUUUGACGCUUUUGGCUCUUGACUAUUAAUAAUAACAGCAAAUAUGACGCGACGCCAGUCUUGACUGGAAAAAAAGCAAAUAAAGAUCGAGCAAAUCAAGGUCACGUUGUGCAAAAAACAAAAAAAGACCAUUUUCCAAUCCAAUCAACAAAAAGUUAGCAACAAGUGAAAAGGAAGUGAACUUGAAGUUUCGUCUGGUGGAAAUUCAGUGAACAUUUUAAACACUUAAAUCCAAUUACUGUGGAAAAACUGCUGCAUGUAUGUGUGUGUGUACAGUGUCACACACGGAAUGUUUGCCUACAGAUAAGAUAAGCAGUCAAAGGAGGAGGAGGCGCCACCAACACCAAAGAGGGGGGCACGAGAGAAAAAGGCGCCACCACCACCACCGCAAGACCUCGUCUGUCAAGUGCAUUUGCUAUUGGGAACAUGUGACAUAAGAUGGGCAAGUGUGUCUCCCGGCAGUCCCCACUGCCGCUGCCGCUACCGCUACCGCUGCCACUUCCUCAGAUUACAUCCCCAGACGGGGAGCAUCAUCAAUCCGUAUUGACAUUCGCACUGUACCAGCAAGAUUUGGCCCAGGCCCACAAAAUCUGGCAACAGUUGACAGCCAGUAAUGAAUACAUAGCAACCGCAGCCUCAUCAGUGGAACAUCCAGAGCCUGAGCACCAACAAAAGCACGGGGAGGAGCAGCAGCCCGAGGAGGAGACAUUUUAUUACAGCAUAAGCCGCCGCCGCCGCCCCCAAUCGACAGCCAAGGAUACACCGACAGAGAAAGAGGCGGCCCUCCUUCACAUCGAGUCUCUUUACAACGAGGCCCAAGUGGACCAGGACCAGGACCAGGACCAGCACUGCGACUACGUCUACUCGUCGUGCCAGCAGUUCCUGCUGCAGGAGCUCCUUCAGGCGGCCAUCGAGAGUGCCGAUGAGGAGGCAACAGCAGCAGCCCGGCAAGGAUUCAGGCCACAGUCUCGGCAGCACCAAUCUCUGGCAGAAAGGAAAAACAAUGGCUGGCUGGCACUCGAUGGAGAUGAGGGCCAGGCGGAGAGCAAGAAGCAUGGCAGCAAGUCCAAUCGACGUAACCUAAAUGGAAAUGUGAAUGGAAAUGGAAAUGGAAAUGGCAAUGGCAAUAACUGGGACUCGUCCCAGGAGCAGCAGCCACUGCAUACCAAAGGCACAGCCAUGUCCUUCGGCUUUCGCAAGAAGCUCAAUGGUACGCCCAAGAAGUUCAAGAAACUCCUGGAAUCCCACUCUACCUCCACACCAAUGACAGACACAAAGGACGACAAUGGCAAUGCUGCUACUACUCCCAUUCACUUUGAGAAGGUGGGUGCCGCCGCCGCACCAAAAUCUUCGACUGCCGGAGUCGCGGCAGCAGGUGCAGGUGCGGCUGGCAAACGCUUUGGCUAUCGCGGUGCCCUGCCCCGGCCCGCUUCCACGGGUCUGUACGGUGGCCCCAGUGAAGAGUCCGAAUCGGAGACGGCCGCACAGAAUACCCAGAACAACAACAACCACUGCGGUGGUGGUGGAGGAGGAGUAGCAGGCACCAGCACUGGGCUGGUGAGCAAUUUGAAACGUCGCUCCAAGAGCGCACAUGCGGGACGCAGCAGCGGAGAUGGAGAGCAGCCGAAAAUAGCACAGCCCAAGACGCUCACAUUCAAUCUCAACCAGAACACGACCAUCGAGUACCAGAGGCGGCAGUUCUUUGGAGAGAUUGCGGAUGAAACCACGGCUGCUGCCCCAACAGCCCGUGGCGGACAGCAGCGUUACAACUACAACAAUUUGGCCAGCAUGCACGCGAAUGUCAUUGUACGACCCACGCCACGGCUCACGCCCGCGAGCUUCGCAAAGUUCACCCUGCAGACGGUGAGCCUGCCACGGCCGGAGUAUCCGGUGGCCAUCAGCCUGACGGCCACCACGCCCACCACACCCAGCAGCAGUGUGCAGUCGCCAGUGCCCACCCACGCCACGGGGGCCAGGGCCAAGGACAUCUCCACCAGCUCUCGACAGCAUCCCCUGACCUCGGUGCAUGUCCAGCCCACACAGACGCACCAUCAUCGCUCCGAUCAGCGACAUCUCGACCAGAAGAGCGUCAAGCAGUUGACCAACAACUCGACGCGUCGCAGCUUCUCUGGCAGUCGAGAGAUCAGCGCCGACUCGGGCAUCGCCAGCCUGGACAUGUCCUUGGACUCCGGAAGCUCUGGCAGCUCCGUGGGAUCCAAGCGGAGUCGCAGUCGGCCACGGAAUCUGCAGAUGGUGAUGAGCGGACGGCACACGUUCGAGGUGAAGGAUGUGGACGAUCCGCCAUCCAGCGAAUCGAACUCCUUUGUGGAGCCACUGGCCCUGCCCAAACUUCCCACGGACGGCAGUCAGGCCAUACCCCUGCCACUGCUCGGAUUGGUGCGCUCCAAUACGGUGCUCAGCCGGGAGAGCUACGAACGGAGGCAGGAGACGCCCCAAGCUGGAGAUCAGUCUGCCUCCGGCAGCCAGCAGGCGGAGGGGAAGGCCAAGCCCAGUGGCUCUGACGAGAGCGAGAGCGUGGACGAAGAGAAGCUCUACCUGGACUCGUCCACAUCCGAGAAGAGUGCCAAACAGCAGAGCCAGUCCUCCGUCUCCAGUUCGUGGCGCUGCCAGUCUUUGGCUGGGGAAUCCCUGGCCGCCAUGGACUGCAGCAGCAUGAGCAUCAGCGAUACCCAAUCGCAGUCGCAGGCCCCAGAAAAUGGGGCAAACAAUGAAAGGGAUGAGGAUAUGUCCCUGGGACUAGACGAGAUCAGUCUCAUCCACACGGACAUGCCAUUUAGCACAAUUUCUUCGAUGACGGAGACUCCACCAAAGCCCGGCCAGGAACCGAUGCUCAACAUCCACCUCGUGGACAAUCGGGAGGCAUCUCCACGUCCUCGGUCCUUCAUCAAUACGCUCAACGAGUGCAAGUUUGCAGAGCUGGCGCUGGCCAGCAGCAGCUGCAUCUUGCUGGACGAUGAGACCUCGCCCACGGACAGCCUCGUGAGCAGCACCGAGGAUUCGGAGGAGGCGGGCGGCAAACUCAAGAAGCACAAGCACAAGCUCAACGAGGAGCGCCAGCAGAAGGACAUCGACAUCGACAUUGACGACAUCUCGCCGCUGCUCGAGCUGGAGCUGGAUCCGGGCAGUCCUGUCUCCCCGGGCACGCCCACCCAUGCCUCCCACUCGCUCUCGCUGGGAUCGGACUGUGGCAACCUGAUCGACGACGAGAUCGCCGACCAGCCGGCGCUGCUGUGCAACAGCGAGGCCCACGAGGUGGCCACCGACACGCCCACCCUGAUGGAAACGCACACCGGAUCACUCCGCUCGCUGAAGAGCCAGUCGAAGGCCCGCACGGCCCUCCAGCAGGCCAUCGAGCUGAGUCUCCGCACCCCGAUGGCCGUGCGCCAGGCGGUCCUCGAUCGCGCCGAGUCCCUGGACACCCUGUCGCCCUGCGAGUCCAUCUGCUCCGACGAUCUGAUGAUGGACUUUGACAUGAACAGCAGCGUCGACUCGAUCGACCACAUGGCCCCUGUGUCUGGGCGCAGUCGCAGUGGCUCCGAUCUUCACCGGAUUGGGGCAGAGAUGGACCCUGCCCAGGCGGAGGCUGAGGCCGAACUUCUCUCCGAGAUGGAGCGCAAUGGCAGCGAUGUGAUGAAGGAGCUCAACUCUCUGCUGCGCGGCAGGCGGCAGCGUGGUGGCGCCCGGGAGCGCAUCAGCGCCCAACUGCCCGCCCGUGCCACACGGCUGCUCAAUCGCUCCAGGCUCCAGGAUCAGCAGCUGACGGGCCACGAUUCGGACAACAGCCUGAGAUCCACCCACAGCGGAGGAGCUGCAGCAGCGGUCCGCAAGCGGAGCACGGCCAAUUCACGCGCCUCGACGGCCUCGUCCACGUCCAGUCUGCCGCGCCAGCGCCAUCCGCAGAGCCAGCAACAGCAACAGCAGCAGCAGCCAGGUGGCACCGCCUCGGGUGGCCUACGACGAGUGCGCGGGCUGGAAAGCGGCGAGCUGCACAGCUCAUCGGACGACCUGAUGUUGUAUGACAAGUCCUUCCGGAAUGCCAUGAUCCAGGAUGUGCUGCAGUUCAAGAAGCAGCUGCUGCGACUGCGGCGCAUCCUUCAGGAGGACACUGAGUUUGAUUUGAAAGGGACGGAAACCCUCAAUCCAUUCGAGAACGACAAUCUUCAAUUGUUUGCCGCCUGCGGACUGGACAGCAAGCAGCUGAAUGACAUCGAUCUGGCCAGUUUGACCUCGUCCACGACGGAGGAUCCCUUGCAGGAACUAUCGGAUCUACGUAGACAGGUGGUUUACCUUCAGGGUCAAGUCGAUGAUCGUGAUCGCACUAUACGCCUGCAGCGCGAUCUCAUCGAGCAACUGGAGUCCGAGAAGAGGCAACAGGCCGGCGGCACUGGCAGCGGCAACGGCAACGGCGGCGAUGCCAGCAAGGAGCUCAUCAGCAUGGCCACCCAGACGGAGCGGACACGACCACUUGCCAUUGGUGCGGAGGGUUUGUCCAGAAGUAAGCCCGAAUAUACCAGUUAUACCACACACUUUCCGAUGCUCCACUUGCACGACUCCACGCUGGCCGCCACCACCAUCAUUCGCCAUCACCAGAACCACCACCAGGAGAAGGAGCAGCCCACGCCCGCGCCCACGGCCACGGGCGCCAACACUAGCCAGUGUCCGACCCUGAGCCAGACCCGCCGCCACACCAUCAUCUCCACGACGCUGACCAACUACAACCAGCAGCUGGCUGCAGCUGCCUCUUAUCCGGGCACGCCGCGACGCGCUUCCAUCGGUUGGGACACGGCGGAGGCGGCCACCCGCAAUGCCAACACCUACAAGCCCGUUCGUAUAACGCUGAUCGGGGAUCCGUUGCCCCUGCAGAAUGGCAGCAGCAAGUCAUCGUCAUCGUCCACCUCAUCGCUAUCGUUGCCCGGAUCCGUUGCCGCGCAGAGCCAUCUCCAUGCACAGAACGGGGUAAAGAUGCGGUAUCCGAAUGGCAGCUGCCAGAGCGCCAAAAUGAAGACCAGCAAUGGACACCACGGGGCGAGUGCACACUAUCAGCCGUUGUACAACAGCAACAAGAUGACAAGCCCAACCGUAACUAUAGUCUGAUUUAGAUACCAGUUUCUUCGGACUCCGAUCGCCCUGAUUAUAUCCCCGCCCCCCCCAAAAAAAAAAUUAUUUUGCCGACGCAAGCAAGUCUUAAGAUUAAACAGCUCCAAACAUAAAGAAAACUUAUACAAUAUAUAAUAA